ACAGGAUUUCGUACACCUCGGAAUGCUUAACAAUCAAUGAAUGUUAUCAAUGGUUUUGUCCGCAUUACAGAAAAGCUCAGAAGAAAAUAGGUGACUUUCGCCUGAUAACAGUGUUUAAAAUCUGUGGCAAUAUCAAACUUGAAGAAUAUGAAGUGAAGUCAACGAUCUACAUAAAGUUUGGAAACUGCACUGCCGCCAUGAUGGUAUCCACACUAGGAAUUGUGAUGACCUUAUGCACUCUUUUUGCGGGAUCAUCGUUAGCACAAAUUGUAUCCGUAUCUACAAGUAUUGGGGUUAUAAAUGGAAAAAUCGAAAAUAUAACGUUUCUAGGCAAAUCGUCGACAUUACAUAGAUUUCUUGGCAUUCCGUUCGCGGAACCACCUGUUGGCGACCUACGCUUCAAAAAGCCAGUUCCAAAAGCUCCACUGAGGGCACCGUUAGAUGCAUUUGCUCACAACAAUGCUUGCAUGCAAGGGCACCAAAGACAAAGUGUAACCUAUUCUGAAGACUGUUUGUACCUAAACAUUUAUGCCCCAGAAAGGAAGAGUCCAGUCGAGAAAUUACCCGUGAUGAUAUGGAUAUAUGGAGGCGCUUUCGCACGUGGAGAUUCAAGUAUGUACCUUGGAGAUCGCUUAUCUGUUCAUGGAAACGUAAUACUUGUCACGUUAAACUAUAGGGUAUCUAUAUUUGGAUUCUUAAGUACAGGAGACAGUGUCUCACCAGGAAAUUAUGGACUGUGGGAUCAGCAACUGGCUAUAAAAUGGGUUCAUGACAAUAUUGCUAGUUUUGGUGGAGAUAUUGAGAAAGUAACUAUCUUCGGACAAUCAGCCGGGGCAGGUAGUGUUGUCUAUCAAGGCUUACAUACCGGAAAUAAAGGGUUGUUUCAAAGAAUCAUAGCAGAAAGUGGCAGUGUAACACCUUGGUGGGCCAGUACGGAUAAAAAUUUACAGUAUGCUAAAUCUAUAGGAUCAAAUGCGAACUGCAAUAUGGACACUUCGAUGACACUCCUCUCAUGUCUAAGAAACGUACAGGCAGACAAACUGAUAGGAUUAAUUGCUAAUUCGUCCAAAGAGGACCAACUUCCACAAUAUCCGUUCCUUCCUACAAUCGAUAAUGACUUUAUAAUGUUUGAUCCAAGGCGUGUUUUUGAUUUAGAUAACCAACUGUCACGUGAUGCAGUAAACCUCUUCGCGGAAUUCGAUUUUCUAACAGGCGUAAAUGCUGGAGAGGGUGUAGGUGGUUUAUAUGAAAUGUUUGGUGUUAACGACAUGAUGUCUUUCAUGCCAAACAGAACAGAUUUUAAGAACAGAUUAGUACCUAUGUUAGUACAAGUAGAAUACGGUGAACACGUGCCCUCCGUCUUGAGCAAGAUGAUCACGAUCGAGUACACAAACUGGACGGAUCCUGACAACCCGUUAAAUGUUAGAGCGGAAUACCUCCGAAUGCAUGGAGACGCUAGCUUCAAUGCCGGAAUGUACAAGACAUUAGACACACACUCAACAAUAACACCAACAAAGAAAACAUACAUGUACUAUUUCGAUAUAGAGCCAGAAACACGUUUAUGGCACGGUAUUCCAUGGUACCAUAAAGCAAUUCACGGGGAAGAACUCGUUUUUGUUUUUGGAUACGACAUCUCAUAUAAGAAUCAAACACUUUCUCCCAAGAAAUGGGAGAUGGACCUUUCCUCAGACAUAAUGACUCUCUGGGCAAACUUUGCAAAAACAGGUAAUCCGAAUUCCCCUGAUGACAUCGGACUUCACUGGCUACCGUACAACACUGACUCUCAACACUAUCUGCAUAUUACAAGAAAUUUGACGUCAGCAAAUGUUAAACAACGGUGGAAUAUACGACGAGCUGAAUUCUGGCUAAAUCUAGUUCCGGCUAUUUUGCAACCUUCAGCCUGUAGCAACCUCAAGCCCUAAUUGAAAGAGAACAAGGCAGUCUGAAAGACAGCUAAAUCCCCCGCCACUGCUAUGGAUAGUGAAAGGGUAAAACCUUUGAUUUUAGCUGUGACCUUGACCUUGAACUGACACGGCUGACUCAUGAAUUCUGCACAACGUCUUGAUG
Mercenaria mercenaria is the source of this 2067-nucleotide messenger RNA. Its product is annotated as acetylcholinesterase-like. The transcript is spliced from 3 exons. Gene Ontology annotation, biological process: neuron cell-cell adhesion; postsynaptic membrane assembly; chemical synaptic transmission. The record is from RefSeq and is a predicted model, not a curated record. Gene Ontology annotation, molecular function: neurexin family protein binding; signaling receptor activity. Gene Ontology annotation, cellular component: cell surface; synapse. Lineage: Eukaryota; Metazoa; Mollusca; Bivalvia; Venerida; Veneridae. Bases 198 to 1922 code for a protein of 574 amino acids.